Molecule: messenger RNA, 1488 nt
Organism: Penicillium malachiteum
Lineage: Eukaryota; Fungi; Ascomycota; Eurotiomycetes; Eurotiales; Aspergillaceae
Product: misato family protein
Exons: 5
Coding region: 1-1488 (495 amino acids)
Biological process (GO): mitochondrion distribution
Cellular component (GO): cytoplasm
Source: RefSeq, a predicted model, not a curated record
AUGCACGAAGUUGUUACCUUGCAGUUAGGCCAACGCGCCAACUAUCUGGCGACACAUUUCUGGAAUCUUCAGGAGUCAUAUUUCACAUACAAUGAGACUGAAGAGUCUCCAAUUGAUCAUGAUGUUCACUUUCGUCCCGGUGUUGGUGCUGAUGGGUCAGAGACCUACACCCCAAGAACCGUCAUCUAUGACCUGAAAGGUGGAUUUGGCACCCUGCGGAAGUAUAAUGCGCUCUACGAGAUGUCUGAGGGUAUUCAGAGCGGACAAGGUCUCUGGGACGGGCAAGAAGUCAUUCAGAAGCAAGACCCUAUUCUACAGAGUGCAUACCAGAAAAGUCUAGAUCUGGGCACUCCUGCACCUAAAUUAACAUCAGAGACUGUGCGCUACUGGUCUGAUUAUAACAGAGUCUUCUACCAUCCUCGAUCCAUUGUCCAGUUGAAUGAAUAUGAGUUAAAUUCCCAGAUCAUGCCCUUCGAGGACUGGAAUGCUGGCGAAGAACUUUUCAGCGACCUUGAUAAGGAACAUGACCUGUUGGAUCGAGACUUGAGACCGUUCGCUGAAGAAUGUGAUCAAUUACGAGCAAUCCAGAUUUUCUCGGGAGCGGAUGAUGCUUGGGGUGGCUUUGCAGCCCGUUAUAUGGACCGAUUGAGAGAUGAAUACGGCAAGAAGAGUAUCUGGGUCUGGGCCAUUGAAGAUGGUCAUAAAGUCCAACGUCAUCACCAGAUGAAGAAAGACGUAAACAAGGCCAAGUCGCUCUGUGCCAUCUCGCCACAGUCCACCCUUUAUGUCCCUAUCAUGGAUAUUCCUCAGAAGCUGCCAAGCUACCUCAAUAUUGACCGCCAAUCACAUUGGCAAACAUCUGCCCUUAUUGCAUCUGCGCUCGAAACUGUAACAUUGCCAUCUCGACUAAGGCCAUACCAUGACUUUGAAGCCUCGUUGGCUGGUGAUGAUGGCAGACACACCAUUUUUGAACUGCAGUCAACUAUCAACCCUAAGAAGAAGGAUGAUAAGCAGCCGGAAACUGAAGACAGCGACCCACCCAAGGCGGAAACCGAAUUUGACAUCGAUUUUACGUAUGGAGAAACCAACAACAAGAAUGCGCAUAUUUUCAAUCAGGUCCAAGUCACCCGAGGAACCGAGCGUGGGGAGUCUACUGAUUCAGCGGAUGGUGAUCUUGGUCGUCUCCGAAAACUCCGACUGUACAAUUCUGAAGCUAUGCUUCAAAGCUAUUACACUCCCCUUCGACUUCCUGUUCUAGACAGUUUCCCCCAGGAUCUUUACCAAAUCCCUCAGGCUAACGAGGGAAUCAAUGUCUUUGCUGCACUGACCGCUUCCACCCGGACAGCAGAAAGAAUCAAAUCCAUCCAGGCCACCACUGCCCGUGCACUCUCCAUUGAUGAACGGGAGGCCAUGCUCAAUGGGCUAGGCGAGAUCAGGGAAUCCUACGAGACCGGCUGGAGCAGCGGAUCCGACGAUGAUGAUGAGUAA